AUGCAGCUCACUUGGUUUUCCGUCGUUGUUAUUGCGUCUUUCGUUGCAUCCGCAGUCCGAGCUGCCCCCAAUGUGAAGGAGGCCUGUGGGACAGAUGGAGAAGUCAUAAGCACCAAUACCUUUGUUCACAAUGAAAAGGAAUAUUCAGUCACCACUCGCUCCUGCCCCGGGUUUGCUUCCUUGCGGGGUAACGUGACAGAUACACAAUCGAUUGCCGGGCGCGCUGCGAUGCCCAAGCAGAAGCGACAGCUUGUCAACUGCAAUAUAGACUGCUCUGUAGAGUGUGAGGACAUCGCCGAUCAAGCCACAGAGAAUGCCUGUUACGUGCUUUCGGAAGCUGUUCAAGCUCAGGAUCCCGAUUACUUCAUCGCACCGGCACAGACACUGACUACCUUCAGCGACGGCGGAGAGUGUGAGUACGGUUACGCUAAUCUCGACGUUGUAGAAUAUGAAGUCUGCUACGAGGACAUUGGAAACAACGGCCUGAGAGUCGCGGCGUUGUGUUUCGAUCUAGACGGCAUAAUUUCCACCGGUGGCUAUUGUGUGUCCCCCGAGGUCGCCGAUAAUGACUGGAUACUGGAGGUAUUUUACGACUGA
Fibroporia radiculosa is the source of this 597-nucleotide messenger RNA. RefSeq lists its product as uncharacterized. The record is from RefSeq and is a predicted model, not a curated record. NCBI's taxonomy places the organism in Eukaryota, Fungi, Basidiomycota, Agaricomycetes, Polyporales, Fibroporiaceae. The transcript is spliced from 6 exons. The coding region runs from base 1 to 597 and encodes 198 amino acids.